Gastrolobium bilobum is the source of this 1890-nucleotide messenger RNA. Its product is annotated as probable fucosyltransferase 8. Gene Ontology annotation, cellular component: Golgi apparatus; membrane. Gene Ontology annotation, biological process: cell wall biogenesis; xyloglucan biosynthetic process. Gene Ontology annotation, molecular function: galactoside 2-alpha-L-fucosyltransferase activity. The record is from RefSeq and is a predicted model, not a curated record. NCBI's taxonomy places the organism in Eukaryota, Viridiplantae, Streptophyta, Magnoliopsida, Fabales, Fabaceae. The transcript has 3 exons. The coding region runs from base 1 to 1890 and encodes 629 amino acids.
AUGGAAAAGAAGGGGCUGAGUUCCAAGAGAUUCACAACAUUCUUUGUUGUAUUUUUCAUGGCGUUUCCUGUUGUUAUCAUAGUUACUUUAAUGUACCGAAACUCCAACUUCCCUCUUUUUGAGGUGUUAUCUAAAGGCAAGGUACUAGGAGAAACAGCUCUGAACGUUACAACCAAGGGCUUUCCAUUGGGUGGAAGAGUUCAUGAUACAUCAGAUGAGAACUUCAAAGGAAGAAAUAAUGGUACCGUGUCAGAGCUAUUUUUCAUUCAACUUCCUUUUGCUCUGUAUAUUUUGUUAUGGACCGAAACUCACUCACUCUACUACCUUAAUGGUCUUGGCGAAGUUAAGGUGCAAGGAAAAUUUCAAAAUGGCACUCCUAAUGAAGGAAGAGCUACAGCUAAUAAGAAUAUUACCCCAUCAGAAGUAGACUUGAAAAAUUCUUCAAUGAAAAGUUCAACAAAUGACUCAACCCCACUUGCUAGUAAUCUUGAUGACAAAGACAAACUGCUUCAUGGACUUUUAGCUUCUGGAUUUGAUGAAACAUCAUGCAUAAGCAGGGUGCAGUCCCACUUAUACCGCAAGGCUUCACCUCACAAACCUUCUCCAUAUUUGAUAUCUAAACUACGUAACUAUGAAGAAAUUCAUAGAAGGUGUGGACCUAAUAGUAGAGCUUACAACAGAAGCAUGACAAAGAUUGUACAUUCUAAGAAAAGUGGUGCUGCUGCUGCUGCAAUGUGUAAAUACCUUGUCUGGACACCUGUUAAUGGUUUGGGGAACCAAAUGAUCAGCAUGGUUGCAACAUUUCUUUAUGGUGUCCUCACAGACAGAGUGUUACUUGUGAAAUUUGGGAAAGACAAGCAUGGCCUAUUUUGCGAGCCAUUUCUCAAUUCAACUUGGAUAUUGCCUGAGGAGUCUCCUUUGUGGAAUGAACAGCAUGUAGAAACAUAUCAGACCAUGUUAGAGAAGGACAGUGCUAGCAAUUCAAAAGAGGAUUUACCAUCAGCUUUGUUUCUUGAUCUACAUUACACUCACGGUAACACUCAGAAACUUUUUCACUGUGAUCAUAGUCAAGAUCUUCUCAGGAAGGUUCCAUUGUUGAUUUUGCAGUCAGAUCAAUAUUUUGUCCCUUCUCUCUUCAUGACCCCAUUUUUCAACCAGGAGAUUACCAAAAUGUUCCCAGAAAAAGACACAGUUUUCCACCAUUUGGGUCGCUACCUUUUUCACCCUUCAAAUGAGGCAUGGGGACUAAUCAGCAAGUUCUAUCAAGCAUACUUGGCCAAGGCAGAUGAAAGGCUAGGCCUCCAAAUAAGAGUAUUUAGUCCUAAUUCAACUCCACAGCAAGCAGUUAUGAAUCUAGUUUUAAGCUGCACCAUAAAGCAUAAACUACUGCCACAAGUAGAUAUGCAAAAUUCAGUUUCUUCUGCAGGGAAAAAAAACACUGUAAAGGCUGUUCUUGUGACAUCUUUAUAUCCAGAGUAUGCAGAGAAUUUAAGGUCUAUGUAUAUGAAAAAACCAACUGUUACUGGUGAAGUAAUAGAAGUUUAUCAGCCAAGUCAUGAAGAGCAACAAAAGUUUCAUGAUAAUAAGCAUAAUAUGAAGGCAUUGACAGAAAUGUAUCUACUAAGUUUAUCUGAUGUGUUGGUGACUACCUCUCUAUCAACUUUUGGGUAUGUUGCACAGGGUUUGGGAGGUUUGAAGCCAUGGCUUCUUUAUAAGCUAGUCAGUAAUGAGACCCAUUUUCCACCCUGUGAACGGGACUUUUCAUUGGAGCCUUGCUAUCAUUCUCCUCCAAAGCAUUACUGCAAUGGAAAGCCUAUAAAGGAUUUUGUUUCUUCUUUCUCUUAUAUGAGGGAAUGUAAGGAUUAUUCUUUUGGAGUGAAAGCUGGUUAA